Lactuca virosa is the source of this 441-nucleotide messenger RNA. The record is from the annotation of a GenBank genome assembly. Lineage: Eukaryota; Viridiplantae; Streptophyta; Magnoliopsida; Asterales; Asteraceae.
AUGGAUCUACUUUUCUCAUUCCUGGAGCCAACCCGUGCCCAUAGUGCUUUGUUGGCUAGUUACUUCAGCAAGGUUGUGAUAUGCCCCAUGUUGCGAAAGACAGUUCCACUUAUGAAUUAUGUUCAAGCUGUUUUUAUGAUCUAUGUUAUUGCUGCUAUUGAUUCCUCCCAGAGUGUUGGAUUUACACCUGCACAAAUUGCAGCAGAUAGAGGCCAUCGCCCUGUUUCUUUGAUCCUUUCUAAUGCACAUCGUGCACAAAACGCUUCCAAUCUUGUUAAGGUCACUGUUGUUGUUGGGCUGUGGGGAUGGACAGUUGUUACCCUUUCAAUCGCCUCUUUAUUGAUGUUUAUCCGUUGUAGCAGUAAAGAUCCUGGUUAUGUGAAUAUGUCGGGAGGGAUAAAGAAUAAUGUUGAUGCCGACGUAUGCUUUCUUUCUGAUUAA